CUGGCUGUUGGUGUCUGUUCAGAUUGUUCCUGUCGACGACUUUCUCUGAGUGUGAGCUGGAGCUCCAACUAGAAAGAUUUAAACCCAUUAAGUGGAUAAAACUCUUCGCUAAAUCUUCUUUUUAAACCUCAAAGCAGUCGGGUUUAACUUUUCAAGAAAAAGGAAGUUUAAACUCUGACAAAUCGACGCCAUGGACCCCGCCAGUCAAGAUAUCAACCUGAACUCUCCUAACAAGGGCCUUGGCGUGGAUCAUUCAGACAGCCUGUCCGACGUGCCAGUGGAGGGAGCGGUGGGGAACUCAGCCAACCCUCUCCCACCCGGUCUGACAGAGGAAGAGGCUGAGGAGCUUCGCAUCGAGCUCACAAAGGUUGAGGAGGAGAUCAACACCCUGCGUCAAGUUCUUUCAGCCAAAGAGAGACACGCAACAGAGCUGAAGAGGAAACUCGGCCUCAGCCCGCUCAACGAACUCAGGCAGAACCUCACCAAGAGCUGGCAAGACGUACAGACCUCCAACGCCUAUGUGAGAACCUCUGAGAAACUGGGCGAGUGGAAUGAGAAAGUUACCGGUUCAGAUCUAUAUCUGUCUGCCUCAGCCACUUUGGAUGACAUUACCCGCUCUGAAGCAUACAAGAAGACUCAGGAGACUCUAUCCCAGGCGGGACAGAAGACCAGCGCAGCUCUCACCACAGUGGGCACGGCCAUCAGCAGGAAACUGGGUGACAUGAGAGCUCUACCUUUCUCUAAUUCCUUUAGCAACUAUUCCAUUCGCCACUCGAUAAGUAUGCCCGCCAUGAGAUUUAUAAACCAGGAGGUAUUUAAAGUUUAAUGAAAGGUGAAUUAAAUAGCCAAAUGUUUGCUAGUCCUCUCACACACUGUGGUAGAAUCUGUUUGAUAAUUGAAACAGUUUAUGGAAAGAAACUUGACUCAAGCAUAUUUUACACUUUGUCAACUUACCAUGAAAAUCUUUAUUGGUGAUUGACUCUGGACUUGUUUAAUGUGUUUAUCUGCAGUGAUAAAAUGGAAAAGCUGAAUUUACUUCAUCUUUUUCUUCAUCUUUUUAACUCUACAAAAAUUCCUUAUUCCCCCUUCCUCAGAGUUUUCAUGCUGACAUGUUUUUCUAAGGAACUGAAGUCUUAAUCGACAGUUUUAACGUGUUUUAUGUGUGUUAGGCUCCACAAAUUUUUUUUUUUUUUAUUCAUUUUAUUUAUCAUUUCACUAGCAGAUAUGCAUAUACAGGGGCAUCUCAGAAAAUUAGAAUGUUUUUCCUGUGAUUUAAUUCAAGAAGUGAAACUUCCUUAUAUUCUAGAUUUAUCUCGUAUAAAGUUAAAUAUUUCCAGACUUUUUUUAUUCAUGUGUUGAUGAAUAUGGUUUACAGUUCACAAAAAAAUACUAUCCCAAAAUAUUAGAAUACUAAAAAGCAUCAGACCACAAAAAGGGAUUUAUGAAACAGAAAUGUUGACCUUCUGGAAAAUUCUGCUCAUUUGUCACUCAUUAAUUGCUGUGUCUAUGUAAUGUGGCAUAGAGGCGAUCAGUCCGUGGUCCUGCUGGGGUGUUAUGAAGUAUGGGUUGCUCUGAUAGCAGCCUUCAGCUCGUCUGGUUCCUCGCAUCUUCCUCUUGACAUUCCUCCAGAGAUUCUCUGUGGGGUUCAAGUCAGGCCAGUUAGCUUGCCAGGUAAACACAGUAAUACCAUGGUCAAAAAUAACAGUUUUUAGUAGUUUUGGCCUCACUGUUAAUGGGUGCCAAGUCCUGCUGGAAAAGGAAAUGAGUAUCUCCAUAAAGCUUCUCAGCAGAUUGAAGCAUGUUCUCUAGGAUCUCCUGAUAGGCGACUAACGGCGUUGAUUCUGGACUUGAUAAGACCAGUGGACCAACAGUAACCAGAGUGAGAGAAUAAUGGCCCAGGAUACCUUUGCAAAUUGGACUUUUCCACAAUAUUUUAAUAUUUUAAGAUAGAGGAUUUUUGUGAGCUGUAAGCCAUAAUCAUCAAGAUUAAAACAAAAUGGUCUCGAAAUCUCUUUUCAUGAGAUGAAUAUUUAUUUUUAUGGAAGUUUAAUUUUCUGAAGUGAAUCACAUGAAAAAAUGCACUUUAACAUGUUAUUCAAUUUGUUUUUAGAUGUGCCUGGACUUAGUUGCAUGCUAUAAAGAAAAACAAUUAAAAUACUUAAGGAUGGUUACCAUGCUAUCAUUGCAUGCCUUUUUUCCUCUGUAACAUUUUCCCUGUGC
Cheilinus undulatus (humphead wrasse) is the source of this 2220-nucleotide messenger RNA. It is a transcript of the gene tpd52l2b, whose product is annotated as tpd52 like 2b. Gene Ontology annotation, cellular component: cytoplasm. The record is from RefSeq and is a predicted model, not a curated record. Lineage: Eukaryota; Metazoa; Chordata; Actinopteri; Labriformes; Labridae. The transcript has 9 exons. The coding region runs from base 191 to 826 and encodes 211 amino acids.